UCUCGCAGCUGACCAAUUAAAGCCCGUGCCUAACACCAAGACCUGCAGUCCGGCGCGGCUAUUUAUAGGCCGUCCCGCCGGGCUCUCCCCACUGCUGCGUGCGAGCUCAGAACGAGAGGCUAGAGCUGGAGACAUAGAGGAGAGAAAGCUAGCUACAUGAUCGCCAUGGCGGCAGCGGAGCUCGGCUUUGUUCUCAUCUGUGCAGUGCUCAUGGCGACGAUCCUCCGGCCCACGCUCGCCUCGCCGACCACGACGUCCGUCGUCGACCAGAUCCGCGAGCUCGAAGGCGUCACCGCCGGGCGGAUCCGCACGGACGCCGCCGCGACCGCGCUCGCGUCCACCGACUUCGGCACCAACGCGUCGUCCGUGGACGCCGCGCGCCCGGCGGCCGUGUUCUACCCGUCGAGCGCGGCCGACAUCGCCGCGCUGCUGCGGGCGUCCAGCGCCAGCGCCUCCCCGUUCCCCGUCUCUGCGAGGGGGUGCGGACACUCGACCGGCGGCCAGGCGACGGCCCCCGGCGGCGUCGUCGUCGACAUGGCGUCGCUGGGGCGCAGCGCCGACGGCCCCUCCGUCGCGCGCCUCGCCGUCUCGGUGCACGGGCGCUACAUCGACGCCGGCGGCGAGCAGCUGUGGGUGGACGUGCUGCACGCGGCCCUCGCGCACGGCCUCACGCCGCGCUCGUGGACGGACUACCUCCACCUAACCGUCGGCGGCACGCUCUCCAACGCAGGGAUCAGCGGCCAGGCCUUCCGCCACGGCCCGCAGAUAUCCAACGUCCUCGAGCUCGACGUCGUCACCGGGACCGGGGAGAUGGUGACGUGCUCCAAAGAGAAGCAAGCGGACCUCUUCGACGCCGUGCUCGGCGGGCUGGGGCAGUUCGGCCUCAUCACGCGGGCGCGGAUCCCGCUGGUGCCGGCGCCGGCGAGGGCGCGGUGGGUGCGGCUCCUCUACGCCGACGCCGCGGCGCUGACGAGCGACCAGGAGCGGCUAAUCGCCGAGCGCGGCGCGCUGGCGGGGGUCAUGGACUACGUCGAGGGCUCCGUGCUCACCGACUCCCAGGGCCUCAUCGGGAGCUGGCGCUCGCAGCCGCCGUCGUCCUUCUUCUCGGAGGGCGACGCGGCCCGCGUCGCGGCGCUGGCCAAGGAGGCCGGCGGCGUCCUGUACUGCCUCGAGGGCGCCGUCUACUACGGCGGCGCCGCCGACACGACCGCUGCCGACGUUGACAAGGGUCUGGAGGUGAUGCUGCGGGAGCUGCGUUAUGCGCGGGGUUUCGCGUUCGUGCAGGACGUGUCGUACGUGGAGUUCCUGGACCGCGUCCGGGCCGGCGAGCUCAAGCUCCGCGCCGCGGGGCUCUGGGACGUGCCGCACCCGUGGCUCAACCUCUUCCUCCCGCGCUCCAGCAUCCUGGACUUCGCCGCGGGGGUCUUCCACGGCGUGAUGCUCCGCCGCGGCGGCGGCACCAUGAUGGGCCCCGUCCUCGUCUACCCCAUGAACCGGCGCGGGUGGGACGGCGCCAUGUCGGCGGUGUUCCCGGAGGACGACGGCGACGAGGUGUUCUACACGGUGGGGAUCCUGCGGUCGGCGGUGGCCGCCGGCGACCUCGCGCGCAUGGAGGCGCAGAACGCGGAGGUCGCGCGGUUCUGCGCGGACGCCGGCAUCCCGUGCACGCAGUACCUGCCGUCGUACGCGACGCAGGCGGAGUGGGCGGCGCGGCACUUCGGGCCCGGCAGGUGGGACAGGUUCGCCCGGCGCAAGCGCAAGUACGACCCCAACGCGAUCCUGUCGCGCGGCCAGAGGAUUUUCUCGUACCCACUUGCUGCCUAGCUGCUAGCUAGCUGAUCAUCGUCGAUUCACGCGCAUGAAAUGAUGCGUGGUUCGAUCAGUCAGUGGUGGUACAGUUACUAAGCACUGUAGCUGUGUCUCUAGGUUAGGUAAUAAUGCACGCACGUCGUCACAGUUGAUCGACCUCGAGCAGGUCUGAACGCUGGAACAGUGUAACGUCAGCAUCUGUCUGCAUAUAAUGGUGCCCUGGAUGUAUAUGAACAAUGUCUGGUCGACGAUCUACUUGUU
This is a messenger RNA of Panicum hallii, 2070 nucleotides long. RefSeq names its product cytokinin dehydrogenase 2-like. Gene Ontology annotation, molecular function: FAD binding; cytokinin dehydrogenase activity. Gene Ontology annotation, biological process: cytokinin metabolic process. Bases 157 to 1824 code for a protein of 555 amino acids. The record is from RefSeq and is a predicted model, not a curated record. The transcript has 3 exons. NCBI's taxonomy places the organism in Eukaryota, Viridiplantae, Streptophyta, Magnoliopsida, Poales, Poaceae.